Messenger RNA from Symbiodinium sp. CCMP2592, 1959 nucleotides. The record is from the annotation of a GenBank genome assembly. NCBI's taxonomy places the organism in Eukaryota, Dinophyceae, Suessiales, Symbiodiniaceae.
AUGGAGAGUUUAGAUGGCGGCACUUGCAGCUUUGGAGUGCACGACAUGAGCGCCAGUCCGAGUCUGAUCGCCAAUGAAGGCGAGACAAGUCCCUCGGCCCCCUCCGCUCUCUCGGCCUCCCCAGAGGCAGAGCAUGCGAUGCAUGCGGAGCUUCUUCGCCUACGUGAGGAAGUGGCCCACUUGCGAAGGCGCCUGGGGAACCAGCCGCAAGGGCCGCAUGAAAGGGAAGACGGAGGGCCGCCCAAGCCAAUUGAGACGGAAUCUGAGUUUGAGACGCCUGACAAAGACAGGUGCCCAGACUCCUUCCCAAGCCCAAGCGAGGGUCUUCAGGCUAGUUUCAAUGAGGUUCGCAGAAGCGACUGGGCUUUGCGAGAACGAGCCUACCGCUGCGCCCGCGAUUUCUUCAUGAGUCCUGAUGGGGUGACGGGCGCCGGGCGUGUGGUCCGUGCUGAACUCCUAUCUGCCAUGCGGCAGCAGGAACCCGAGGUGGCCGCUUUCUUUGAAUCCCCCAGGCAGCAAUUCCGCUGCCUGUUGGUUGAGGGUGACCCUGAAGGCAUCAUUGAGUGGGAUGACUUCGUGAACUGCUACGUGCGACAAUGCAAGCAGAGCAUCUCUGCCGCCAAAGCAAUGGAGCCGGAAAGGGAAAGGUCUCCUGCGACUGCAUCCACUCGUUCGCCGGUGCUGCCGCUGCAGCGAUGCAGCGAGGUCUCUGGUCGAAAUGCCACGUGCUUUUCUGAGGAUGUGUCGCCCUCACGACUGCAGGACUCCUUGCUGAUCUCAACGUCAUCCGCCGAAGAAGACAGAGGCGCGCUGCGAGAGCAGACAUCGCCGCAGCUGAUGCUCUGGUCGACAGGCUUGGCUCAUCGAAGCGCGGAACGAUGGGCUCAGGUAUUUGAUCAUGACAGGUCUUCUCCGGCACAAGGUAACCGGCCGUGGGCGAAAGCAGCAGAAGUGAGUGCAACGAGCGACGUUGCAUCACCUUCGUCCGAGGCCUAUUGCAGCAGCACCUCGCCGCCUCGGAGACCUCGUUUGGCAUGGUCAACCGCGCCAGGCGCCAGCAUUGCGACAGUGCCAUGCAGCUCGCGAACAUGCUCCGGAAGGAGCCGUUCGCACGAGUCCGCUCAAACAGCGACGCCUUCCCGUCAAGCGGCAAACUCUCCGAGCUCGCCUUGGGGGGGCGACUCACGUCCAUCCAGUCCUUCCCGGUCCCGAGAUCUGGAACAACCCUUCGUGGCAACCAGAGCCAGCAUUGCAGAGUCAUUCGCCAAGGCUCAGGCUGAACCACUUAAAGCACCGCGCCUGAAUUGGAAGCUCCCGGCCAGCGCGGCUGGGCCGCUCCCUCCAGCGGAGGAACCAGCAGCCAGCCCGCGGCACAGCGCAGGAUCUGUGCAGCCGCCUGGGCUCGCCAGUGAAUUUGUUUCGGUCGAUGCUCCUGCUUCGCUGCGUGCAAACACGCCGCGGGCCAUUCGCACCGACCGCUUGCCUCAGGCUGUAUCAAUCAUCUUUCCGCAGCCUAUGUUGUCACAGCCGGCAUCCCUGCCACCGGCUCACAUGCUACCCCCACCCAUGCCGUCCACGUCCUGUGCCCAACCAAGCCAGAUCCGCCCACAUGCGUCGCCUUGUGCACCAUCGCGCUCGCUGAAUGGCAACGUCCAGGCUGGCUCCUGCCCAUACAGUGCCAUCGACCCGACUGCAGGCCCUUGUGCACCGCAGAUCGUCUUUGCAUUGCCAGGGCGGCCCAGGAGUGUCUCACCUGUCGCAUUGGGAAUGGCACGUCGUGCAUCCUUGCAGAGGAGUUGCACGCCGCCACCUGCAGUUGGGCCAUCAUCUUAUGUGACCUUUGGCAAGGCAUGGCCAUGCUGGACUGAGCAAAGACUGGCCGGCCAUGGCUUUCAAAGGCGUGGCUCGUGCCCUUCGAAGGAUAUGCAGAUUGCCUCACACGGCGUAGUGUUAAUGUAA